AUGGCGGUGGCCCAGUGCAACAAGCUUCCUGGCGAUUGUGGCAAGGUCGCUCGCGAAGCGCUCGAGAUCCAGUUGGCAGAGGUCAAGAAGUCCUGGGCCGACACCAAGCCACGUCCCAAGCAGCACACUAAUGUGGGACACAAGCUCGCCCGCACUGAGCUCAAGCGCGCCAAGCUCGAUCAGGAGAUGUGUGACGAGACUGAGCGCAUGCGCGUGGCUCAGGAGCGCGUGGCUCAGGAGCGCGUGGACAACCUGCGCGCACAGGCGGUGGCAUGCGAUGCUGGGAUUGUGGAGUUGCGCAAGGAGCUGGUGGCUGCGCUUCCCGAGACUGCCCCAGCACCAGCCUGCCUCAGGAUCGACGAAGCUUUCCUGGAGCAACACCGGCCGCGGGUCGCCGUCAAGCCCUUCACGGAGACAGACGUCUUCAAGACCUUCGCGGAGGUCCUCGGCGAAAGCGCCAAGGGCAAGCAGGCCCGGAUGCCCGUCGUUGCACCGCCCCCUUUUUCGGGGUUGUGCGCGGCCGCGUCGGAUUCUGAUGGCCUCCCUGCUCCUCGCACUCCUCAACCUCGUAGUGCAGAAGAUACACGUGCGGGCGAGCCCGAUGACAUGGACCUUGACGAGCUUGACGGCACUGUCACUGAAGAUAUUAUCGAGGCGGUCAAGGGCGGAGCCGACAAGGCUUCCUUCUCCUCACGAUUCGGCUCGGGCCUACGUUGGGUCAAAGCGAAGACGGAGUAG
This is a messenger RNA of Prorocentrum cordatum, 738 nucleotides long. NCBI's taxonomy places the organism in Eukaryota, Dinophyceae, Prorocentrales, Prorocentraceae. The record is from the annotation of a GenBank genome assembly.